UCUUAUAGGUAUCUGCGAUCACGGGACGGAACUAGACUAGACUAUAGUAUCGACACCAUAUAUAAUUAUAUGUAGCUUUAAGCUUGAAAGAUUACAUCUUUUUGUUAAAGAAUAAGAAGUUUUGUUCAACACAUAAGUAUACCUAUAUUGCAUUGCCCUAUCAAAUACUCAAUCUGGUUGUGUCAAAUUUAUGUGCCUGCAUAUCUAUACCUGUAUAAUAUAUCUCUGCUCAAUCUGUUGACAAGGUGAUAGAGUAAAUAUCACUACUGCUGGUUACUGUUGUGUGUUGUGUCCUAUAUUGAAAAUUAAACGUAACAAAGUAACCAUAAAAAUGAAAUAAUUGCAGUCAGUAAAAAUUUCGAGUUAAUUCGUCAAGUCCGCCACAUUUUUUCAUAAACUAUUUAUCACAGUUUGCGCCGCCUUGACAAAAAAAAGAGCAAUUUAAAAAUUCAAUGUUGUAUUGACUCGAUGACGAAUAAGAUGACAAAUAAGGAAAUAGCAAUGAUAUUCCCAAGAAUGGUAUAAUUUUAAUUCAAGCAACAAGAAAAUGUAGUGAUGCAAAUGUGUAUUUCAAGUCUCGAUGGCUUUUCUUAUGCCCUCCAUUCAAGAUUAAAUUGCAAUCUGACCAACGAUGUCAGUUUACCCAUUAGAGAUUACUUCUUGACAUACACAUAUACAGCCUUAUGUGAUUCACAUGUAUUAAAGGGGAAUAGAAAAAUAUAUUUUUUCUAAAUUACCAAUAUGGAUGAGUACAUAGAGUGUGAUGGUUUUCAAUUCUAUAAUAAUUUUGAUUCUGCUAAUCUCGCAAAAGUUGAAAGAGCUGAUCAAAAUACAGAUAAAAAAAAGAAUGAUGGUAAGAGCGAAAAUAAUAAAAAUCCAAAAGUUUCAUCGUCAAACACACCUCCUCCAAAUCACGAAUUCAACAUAUGGACAAAAUAUGAUUGUCAAGGAACAGAAUUUCAAAACAGUACUAAAACUUGGUUUUACUUUGGCGUCAAAGCACCAAAAUCAGGCUCACUUGUUAAAUUUAAUUUAGUUAAUCUAAAUAAGCAAGUGAAAAUGUUUAGCCAAGGAAUGUCUCCUGUUUUCAAAGUUAUUCCAGGACACAACCACUGGGAGAGGAUAAAGGACAAGCCAACAUUUAUAGCAGAUGAUCAAAACAACCAGUUCAUUUUGUCAUUCAGUUAUUGUACCCCAGAAAAUAUAAAUGCAAUUACUUAUUUUGCAUUCACGUAUCCAUUUUCCUAUACCGAUUUACAAAAUCAUUUGAAAAAAAUUGACGUAAAAGUAGAAAAUCUCAAACAAUGUGCGAAUCCUACUGGCGACGAUAUUUAUUAUCACAGAGAAUGUGCCAUUAGGUCGUUGGAAGGCCGAAGACUCGAUAUACUGACAAUAAGCUCGUACCAUCACAUUUUACCGGAUAGAGAAGCUAGAAUAAAAAAUUUAUUUCCCGAAAAAAACGAAGAACGGCCUUUCAAAUUCAAAGACAAAAAAAUAAUUUUUGUAAGUGCUCGAGUUCACCCUGGGGAAACGCCCUCGAGUUUCGUUUUGAAUGGCCUGUUGAAUUUGUUAUUGAACCGCGAGGACCAGACCGCAAUUAUUCUUCGUCAACUUUACGUUUUCAAGUUGAUACCUAUGCUUAAUCCCGAUGGCGUGGCACAGGGUUACUACCGCAUGGACACAAGAGGUGUUAAUCUCAACCGACUUUAUCUCAACCCAUCCAUGGAAAAUCACCCAACGAUAUACGCAGCCAAAGCUCUGCUGAGAUACUAUCACAGAUUAUACAUGUUGGCAGAAAACUACAUUUCUGAUGCAACAGAGAAGGUUGAGGUCAAAAUUGAUGCCACAAACAGCACGUCGACGUGUAAUCGUGAUUUCAAAAAUAUGAUUGGUUCUCAUGUUAUUUCAGACGAAACGAAUAAAUUGCUGCAGAGGGUCAACCUCAUGAGUCUGGAGGAAAAAAGUAAGCGCAUCGAACAAGGGAAUCACUUGAGAAAUUGUUUGUUUGAAGCAUCGGAAAAUCCAGUGUGUAAGUGUAUCGAUGAAUUUGUAAGAAAAUCGUUUGGAGGUCGGCAUAAUAUGAGUAAACUCUCCAUUUUUGCACGAUUAACAGUUGAAACCGAAGAAGAGAUGAAACUUGGGAACAAUGGUGUUCAAGAAAAUUGUGAAAAACAAGAGAAUUCUGGGAUAUUUUUGUACAUCGAUCUCCACAGUCACGCAUCGAAAAAAGGUAUUUUCAUGUACGGCAAUCAUUUUGACGAUCCAGAAGACUCUUCAGCUUGUAUGCUACUGCCAAAAUUAAUGUCCAUCAACAAUCCGAACUUCCACUUUACGUCCUGCAAUUUUGCCGAGAAGAACAUGUACAUCAUCGAUAAACGAGAUGGUAUGUCCCGCGAGGGUUCCGGUCGCGUGGCCGUAUACAAGAGCUUUGGACUCAUUCAUAGUUAUACUCUCGAAUGUAACUACAACACCGGUCGCGUGGUUAACACCGUACCAGCCAGGGUCAAAGAGAGAUUUCGCAAACUUCACUCUCAGCUGUACGUGCCACCAAAGUAUAAUCCUUCGGUUUUUGAAGAGGUUGGAGCAGCGUUUGGACCGUCGAUCCUCGAUAUGACCGGUCACAAUCCCAAUAGCAGACUGCCAAACAGCCAAUACCGAUCGUUGAAGGGACUCAUCUCGUACUUGAAGCUUAUAUCGAGUAAUCGCUAUCAGUCGCCUAAAACUUGCUUGCAAAAGGUAAAUCUUUCCGAUACCGAAAACGAUGUUGAUAUCGAUAUUCAUGAUGGCGCUGAAAAUUCUGAAAUUAGACAAUGCAGUCUGUGCUGAUUUCUGAAUAAAAAUAAUACUGUGCCGAAGAAUGUUAUACCAUAACCGAUUCAUUUUAAAUGAUUUUUUAUAAUUUUGACUAUAAAACAAAUGUUAGUUUCUUAUGCUUCUUCCAUGGUUUUUCUUCUCUUAAAAACAAUUGUUUAUUUAUUGCUUUCAUUUUUAGGUAGUGUGAUAAACUUUUCCAAUAAAAUAUUCUAAUGAUGGUUCAAAUAACAAUGAAAGUUUCUAUGUUAUUUGUAAAAAAAAAAAGCCACAAUGACAAGGAAACUUGAUCAUCUUGAUUAGUUUUCUAGAUUGUGGCUAUGUUAUUUCCAUUUUGACGUAUAAUAAAUAAACGCUUCCAUAAAAUUAUGGAUGUAUGUAAUUUAUAUUAAUGACGCAAGUGAAAAAAUGAGAAAAAAAUUAGUUUUAGAUCGAAAGGCGGAUACGUGAAUUGUUAUAAAAGUGGUUUAGACUGAGAAGGUUGUUAAUUUUUAAAAAAUGAAUCUCAGUCUUUUAAUUCUAUUGAUAAAUGUAUCCAUAAGAAGAUUUU
Messenger RNA from Copidosoma floridanum, 3361 nucleotides. RefSeq names its product cytosolic carboxypeptidase-like protein 5. Gene Ontology annotation, molecular function: metallocarboxypeptidase activity; zinc ion binding. The record is from RefSeq and is a predicted model, not a curated record. Lineage: Eukaryota; Metazoa; Arthropoda; Insecta; Hymenoptera; Encyrtidae. Gene Ontology annotation, biological process: protein deglutamylation; proteolysis.